CCCCAUUCCACCAAAAUGUGCACAGUAACCUACAACGAAAUCAAAUGCUCCCGCUGCAAGACGCUGAUCAAAUCCGAGGUCGACCGGAGCACCUGCUACGAAGUGCUCACUUCCCAGUAUACGGCCUCCCCUCUGGUUUUUGGUGGAUGUAAGGCCGGGCAGACGUCGGUGACGAACACGAAGGAGGAGGGGAUGUGUGAUAGUUGUAAGGCUAGGGAGAGGACGGCGAAUGUAUGGAGGGGGGCAGCGAUGGGGUGA
Neurospora tetraspora is the source of this 258-nucleotide messenger RNA. RefSeq lists its product as uncharacterized. The transcript has a single exon. The annotation marks the transcript as partial. Lineage: Eukaryota; Fungi; Ascomycota; Sordariomycetes; Sordariales; Sordariaceae. The record is from RefSeq and is a predicted model, not a curated record.